AUGUCGAGAGAACUUUUAAUUGUAUUUAUUUACGACCCACGAUUCUGUACUACUGAAGCUGAUGAUCCACAAAAUUCUAUUUUAUAUUUUCAUCCCCCAUGGGUAAGCUCUUCGCAAAAGCUUGCUUUAAGUGGACAACUAAUGGGAAUUGUCAAGUUUUCAUCUUCAGUUUUCUCAUCUCCUUCAGUAUUAGCAUUACGUUCUGGAAAGUUUGCUAUUCGGCAAUUUGGUUCUUCAACACUGUGUGUUGGAACAGAUCGAAAUAUUCCAGACAGUGUUUUGCAAAAUCGAGCCAACACUUUAUACAAUAUUUUAGUUACAUUUCACUUUAAUAUAACUGAGAUCUUAGAUCAUAAAAUUCUCAGUGAACAGUUAAAUACAGUAAUUUCAUCAUAUCUUUCACUUCUACUAAUUUCUUCAAACAUGUUUGGUACCCCGGCAGUAUUUAAAUUUCCCAAGAGUGGAGGAAAUAUUCUUUUGGAAGCAAUGCAAAUACUUGAAAGUAUGCAAGAAAAAAACAAGGUUUUAGGUGGAAUGUUAUUACAUCAAAAUAAGAUUGUUGUUACUCAAUUUGGAUUUGAACUAACCAAAUUAAUCCAACUGACAAAUCCUUUCUGUAAUAAGAUACCAGCUGAAAAUGUAAAAGGAAGCUUUCAUUUACCAUUAGGUACUCAACUCUUAUACAUUUUUGUGGAUAGGGAAGAAGUAUUACAAAUAAGAAAAACAGCUACCUCACUGAAACAAUCCGUGAAAAAAACAUCAAAAUGGCGACAAAAAAAUAAGAUGGCUGACAAGUCACAAGACUGUCCAAAAAAUGACAAAAACCCAGAAAAUAAAAAUAUGUUCACAGUCGAAGAAGAAGAUACCCCAGAUAGUAAUAGUGGAUCAAUCUGUAGUAUGCCAGAUAUUGUGAAGGAAUCUAUUAUCAAAGCAGAAAAGAGAUUAGACAAAUCUAAUGCUGGAAAAUGUUCUUCUCUAGAAUCAUCUCUGAAUGAAAUGCCAAAUUUCUCAAAACUCGUUACUUUAAGAAAAGACACAACAAGGUAUCAGAGUCUUAGGUUGUUACCUAAAACUAUAAAUUAUGACAAUUCCAAACAUAGUGACAAAUAUAGAACAUUAUGUGACCCAUAUUUCCCAUUAUUGCGUGAUGACGACUAUGCUGUUUCAAAAGCACUUUAUGAUAAACAACUAUCUCAACAUUAUACUGAUCUUGAUCUUAAAGUACAGAUUGAAAAAGAAAAAAUAUUGAAAUCAAAAAAACCAGUAAGACCAACUUCCAUACCAUUGAAUUUACAAGCACUUGAUAGAAAACCUAAUCUUAAAGAAGAUAUAAUGACACCUUUGAUGGCUAAACUUAGCAUGGCAGAAUCAUAUAAUUUUGCCACACCUACAGAGAGCAUAUGCAGAACUCCUACAAGUUUUCAACCACAAACUAAUACUGCCAGCCAUCAAAAACUGUUGUUAUUUGUUGCUGGCUUUCAAAAUACUUCAAUAAUGGUGUUAUUAGAAAAAGAAGCAGAAAAUGAUGCUGAGCUAAUUCAUCUAUUAUGGAAUUUAAGUUUUAACAAUCUUGGAGACUUAGAACACUCUAUAAAUAACACAAUCACAAAUGUCCCGGAUGCAUAUAAUUUACAAGGUACAGAUGAAACUUAUGGCUACAUGGUAAUGGACACAACCAAUGCUGGUAUGAUUGACAAGCAUGGUAACUGGUUAGGUUCACAAACAAUUUUAGCCACAUCUAUACACGAUACUUUCCAAAAAAAACCUUCGGUUCUCGAUAUCAUCAUCAGAAAUGAUGAUAAUAUUGUUUAUGGAAAUAAAUGUGGCAGCCGAGAAUUGUUUUAUCAACAAAGUGGCAAUAUUGUAAGCGGUCUACCAACACCGUCAGAUAUAAUGGGUGUUGUGUCUACAACUGCAAAACGAAGACUUCAAAGAGACCAUGGUAUUAUUAUUCUAUAG
Macrosiphum euphorbiae (potato aphid) is the source of this 1959-nucleotide messenger RNA. NCBI's taxonomy places the organism in Eukaryota, Metazoa, Arthropoda, Insecta, Hemiptera, Aphididae. The record is from the annotation of a GenBank genome assembly.